GCGCGACCCCACGAAGUCGGUUCAAUCAUGGGAAACCAAGAUAACAAUAACCGCCGAAAGAACGUUCCGCUCGCUAUUUCCCUGGCCGUCGGGAUAGCCAAGAGUGCCCAGACGUUCGCGUUGUCAACAACUGUAGAAUGGGGUCUUGGAUAUGUCGAGCGAACUCGGAUACACUGGAAGGGCGUAAGGGGAGGAAGGCUUGGGUGGGACGCUUGGUGACCAGAGUAGCCUUGGGGCUGAGUGAGGAAUUACGGAAAUGCAGCUAUAAGACCGAGAGGGUCCUGUGGUCGGAGUGCACAAUCACUUCUUCAGACCUAUCAGUUCCUGAUCCUAGCUUGCAUCAACAUGGUUCAAUUCGUUUCAGUUCUCACCACGCUUCUAGUGGCAGCAGGCGUUGCUUUGGCGAAGCCGACUCCGAAGCUCGCAGAACAGCCCGUAGUGACCUACCUAGGCACUCAGGGUCCUAUACUCUCCGGCGGAGCUUGGACAAGCAAAGGCAUCGUGUACACGUCGGGCACAGUACCUUCUGUCAAUGGGACCAUCGUGGCGGGCGGGAUUGAAGCACAAACUGCCCAGGUGAUCAAGAACAUUGCCGCCACUCUUGAGGAGGCCGGCACUUCGUGGGAUUACGUGAUGAAGACCACUGUCUUCCUCGCCAACAUGAGUGACUACGCAGCCAUGAAUGAGGUCUAUGGGGCGAUGCUUCCUACGCCAAAGCCAGCGCGGACAGCUGUCGAGGUUGGAAAGCUACCUGGUGACUUCUUGAUCGAGGUUGAGGCUAUUGCAGCCAUUCCUGAUAUAUAGAGACAUCGAUAGUCAGAGUAUAUGACCAUCAUAAUGAAUGAAGAUUG
Messenger RNA from Paraphaeosphaeria sporulosa, 851 nucleotides. RefSeq lists its product as uncharacterized. Gene Ontology annotation, cellular component: cytosol; mitochondrion. NCBI's taxonomy places the organism in Eukaryota, Fungi, Ascomycota, Dothideomycetes, Pleosporales, Didymosphaeriaceae. The record is from RefSeq and is a predicted model, not a curated record. Bases 346 to 804 code for a protein of 152 amino acids. The transcript is spliced from 3 exons. Gene Ontology annotation, molecular function: deaminase activity.